AUGAACGUCGAGGUCUUGGCGGGGUUGCGAGCGGGUGAUGGCGGUGACGGUGAUAGGAAGCUAGACAGCAGACAGGCAAAUGACGAUAGCAGCGCUGCCAGCGACAAUGACAGCAGGCCAGGCGGUGACAACACCCCCCACGACAACACUACCACAUGA
Molecule: messenger RNA, 159 nt
Organism: Pseudogymnoascus destructans
Lineage: Eukaryota; Fungi; Ascomycota; Leotiomycetes; Thelebolales; Thelebolaceae
Exons: 2
Coding region: 1-159 (52 amino acids)
Source: RefSeq, a predicted model, not a curated record